AUGGCAGUGAAUAUGAAGAUCACACGGAAGGCAGUGCUGAAGCCUUCACCGGAGUCAGCAUGGGGCGGCGCCAAGAAGGUUCCCAUCACCGUCUUCGACCGUGCCUCCACGGAUGGGUACAUCCCGACGGUCUUCGCGUGGAGGGCGCCGGCACCUACCAACGGCGCGCUCAAGGACGGCCUCCUCGCCACCGUCGCAAGGUUCCCGCACCUCGCAGGGAGGUUCGCCGUCGAUGACUACGGAAGGAAGUGCCUCCACCUCAACAACGCCGGGGUGCUCGUCAUUGAGGCUACUGCCGGGGCGGACCUCGCAACAGUAUUGGCGCACGACGCCUCCGCCCAUAUUGCCGAGCUAUACCCAAAAGCGAAGAAGGAACAUGCGGACGAGCCUAUCUUCCAGGUGCAGCUGACGCGGUACACCUGCGGCGGGCUUGUGAUCGGCAUGGCCAGCCAUCACCAGGUCGCCGAUGGCCAGUCCAUGAGCGGCUUCUCCGCCUCCUGGGCCAGCGCCGUCCGCACUAACUCCUCUGCCCUCCCGUCGCCGUUCCUCGACCGUGGGGCCACCGACAACCCCCGCAGCCCGCCAUUGCUGUCGUUCAACCACAGACGCAUCGAGUUCAAGGGCGAGCACAGCUCCAGCCGCUCCUACAGAGUGCUCCCCUUGGAUAGGAUCAAUAACCUGGCAGUGCACUUCCCGGGCGAGUUCGUUGCCGAGCUCAAGGCCGGCGUGGGCGCGCCAUGCACCACGUUCCAGUGCCUCCUUACGCACGCGUGGAAGAAGGUCACUGCAGCGCGUGACCUGGCCCCGGAUGAUUUCACGCAGGUGAGGGUCGCCGUAAACUGCCGAGGCCGGGCCAAGCCUCCGGUGCCCAUGGACUUCUUCGGAAACAUGGUCCUCUUGGCAUUCCCGAGGAUGCAGGUCCGCGAUCUCCUAUCCGCCAGCUACCCCGCCGUGGUUGGCGUCAUCCGUGACGCCAUUGCGUGCGUGGAUGACGAGUACAUCCAGUCGUUCGUGGACUUCGGGGAGGCGCAGCACGACGUUAAACUAGCAUCCACGGCGGCAACGCUCGGCAUGGCGUUCUGCCCUGACCUGGAGGUGGAUAGCUGGCUCGGGUUUGGCUUUCACAACCUUGACUUCGGUGGUGGGCCGCCGUGCGCCUUCCUGCCGCCGGACCUUCCCAUCGAUGGAGUAAUGAUCUUGGUGCCGUCCUGCGCAGCCAAGGGUGGCGCCCAUCUGUUCGUGGCUCUUGACAACGAGCACGUAGAAGCCGUCAAGCAGAUUUGCUAUUGCAUAUCAAGAUGGCAACGGCCCCCGAAACCCGCAUCCCCGCGGGCCAACAUGUUUGACUCGGCCCUUACAGGUCGGACCAGGCGGCAGGAGGAGACGCGCUACACGAUCAGAGCGUUGCUAGCCGUUGCUCUCGUGGCUUGUGGGACCCAGCAGAGAGCCGUUGUUCUCGUGGCUUAUUGGACACAGAAGAGAACCGUUGCUGGCCACGGGUGUGCGAUAAAAGCUGCGGCGCGCGCCCCCGACGCUCGCAACGGUGAGCAACGAAUCAGCCGAGCGGGGGACGGGGUUGGAGGCGGACACGUGCAGAGGUGGGCGACGACCAUUGUUGGUAGCCAGGAGCCGGGCGCGGGCGACCGAGAGGGCGGCAUUAAGAUCCCCUUCAUCUCUGGGCGGUGGGAAGAUUGUUGUGGAGGGCGCGGCGGCGUUGAGUUCCCCUUCGGCUCCGAGCUCAACGUCUUCUUCUAG
Triticum aestivum (bread wheat) is the source of this 1755-nucleotide messenger RNA. Its product is annotated as tryptamine hydroxycinnamoyltransferase 1-like. Bases 1 to 1755 code for a protein of 584 amino acids. The record is from RefSeq and is a predicted model, not a curated record. NCBI's taxonomy places the organism in Eukaryota, Viridiplantae, Streptophyta, Magnoliopsida, Poales, Poaceae. Gene Ontology annotation, molecular function: acyltransferase activity, transferring groups other than amino-acyl groups. The transcript is spliced from 3 exons.